UUCCAGAGGAUCCACACCAUCACCAUCAACAGAACAUCAACAUCCAUCAUCUGCGGGUCCAUCUCAACCCUUGCUAGCCUCGACUCCCUGGACGAUCCCUGUAACAUGGAGCACUCUAGCACUUCUCUCGCUUUCUCGGACAUAAUGACCACGCCGACCGUUAACGACACGCCCUCCACUCCCAAUAGGUAACUCUCUCGAGUACCGUACUCAUCCUCACGGGCACUCAUUCACUCAUAAUUCAUGCCGCUGCGCGCGGGCGGGAACUUCCUUUGCACUCUCUCUGAUACCUGAUGUACCUACUUAUUCAUACCAUACCUUACCUGUAUUCCACAGUCUACACCCUACGAAAACCUUCCGACCGCCGUGGACCGGGAUCGCUCGUUCUCACAUAAUACAUACAUAACUCAAAAUCCAUAUUAAUUCAAGGCCCUCUCUUCUCUCUCUAGACUCUGGGCUCUACGCAUAACUCACUUAUUACUGUCUUGUCGCCAAGUCACCUCCAGUCAGUCACACAAGAUCCAACCUUGAUUGACUUGACCUGCCUUGGCCUCGCCUACAACUAUUAUUAAACUGCUUGAACCCUUCUUUUCCUUCUUUCUUCCCCCCCUCCUCUUUCACUUCAGCUUUCAUAUCUAUUAUAUACAUCCAUCACCACCCACUCCUGUCCCAGGUGCUUGGUACUCUACCACUACAACUGGCUUACACAUACUGGCUUACACCACUCAAUAUCCAUCCAAUCCAAACGCAACCCACAAUCUGGAUUGUAUAUCGCUUCAAUCAACUUUGCUUGGCAUAUCAUAGUCAUAUUAGCUAUAAUUACAGCAGCAAUGGGAUCAGGUAGCUUACCAUCUCCUCCCGCCGAGGAUCAUAAGUCGACCCUCUCUCGAAAGAGCACAUCGUCAAGUUCCAAGUCUGUCAAGCCAGUCCACCGCACUUCCAAGCGAGCCAGCUCAAGUGCUGCCACAAUUCACCACCACGACCAUGUUACACAUACAACUGGUAUGGACGGCCGACAUAAGCGUGUGUGGAAGGCUUGUGAAAGAUGCCGAAUGAAGAAGACCAAGUGCGACGGUGAAUUCCCAUGCAAGCGAUGCAAAGACGAUGGUCUAGUCUGCACAGCUGGCGUACGAAAGAAGAUGGAAUACAAGCAAUUGCCUAGAGGUUACGCCGAGGUUCUCGAGAACACACAAUUCGCCCUCAUUGCCACAGUCCACAAGCUUUACUCAAUGGUUCGAAAUAACCAAUCUUGGGAUUUGGGAGAACCUGAACUCAACGACCGCGGCCAGCCCGUGAUCCACAACAUCGCCCAGAAGCUCGGCUGCAUCCGCCCCAAUAGCGAUAUCGACCUCCCUGUUCACUCAGUGUUCCCUGAAGACGAAGCUGGCAUGGCUGAGCUGGCUCGACAGCUCGAGGAUCAACAAAAGGAGCACGAGCCUGCAAAGGAAACCAUCAAGGAUACUGAUUCAUCCGUGUGCAACCGAACCGAGCGAGCGUCUUCAUCGGAGCUCGAUCACUCCGACUUUGAGCACGACUAUCGAAGGGCUGCCUUUGGUAACACCAAUGCCAUGACCCUCUCACCGCAGAGCUUCACAGGCAGCGCCGACUUCGACUUUGCCCCUCCACCGCCCGAGAUUGAUGCUUCCAGCCUGUUCCCCUCGCAAUCGCCCGCCAUGAGCAACUUUCCCGCCUGGACAAUGACCAAGCCUCAGCCUAGCGACCUCACCAUGCAAUUUCUACAACAGCAGCAGCAGCAGCAACAGAAUGGCAUGAUGGCAAAUAUGGACUUGUUGAACCAGGGCCUCGUCGAAUCAGAAUUCGGAACAAUCAAGCCUCACGUUCUGUCAUGCCCUAACCCCGAAGUUAUGCUGGGCAUGGGCGACCCCAUGAUAUAUUCUGGCUACGACGGUGAACCAAUGCGACUAUAAGCAGAUGCGACUAUAAACACUUGACUGUACAGUACUAUAGACUUGUUUACGGCCAUCUUUGUUACGUCAAAAUUUGUCACGCGGCACGGUGUUCAUCGGGAUUCAAUCAUUUUUUUUCACUGGGCUUUCAUUUCUUGUUUGGGUUUAUACCCUUGGGGGGUUGGUGUUAAAAGGCACGGUUUCACCUCACAUGUGUGAGGUUCGGUGCGGCGUUGUAUGUUUUCCGACUGCUGACAGGAUAUGGGACUACUUGUACAAAGGUCGCCCAGCUCGACGCCACGACAGGACAGGAUAGGACAGGGCAACGUGGUGAUUGGGAGAUUGCAUGAUACAAAGAAGACGGAUGUGGAAUGACAACCACGAGCACGACCAUGGCACAAGCCUCUGUCAGAAGCACAGAGAGCCAAAGUUGAGAUAAAAAUCACGCCAUUCGAGGGAUAGGAAUAGGGUUCUUGAGAAGGAUGCAUAUUUUGGAUAGACCUGUACAUAUCAUAUGGAUACAUACCUAAUCCGACUCCCUAAAUUAUCAGAUCAGAUUGCCUGAAUUGCACAUGUCCAUUGCUGUCUCAUCACAUAUCUUGGAGUCACUGUGGGGAUGCAGUCACAUCAAUGGAUCCUACCAUGCCCUCCCUUUGAGCCGCCCGCAAAAGCAUAUCGUUAAUCCUUUAAUACUUUAUUACUGUAUGCAUCUCAUAAGCCACAGGCCCGCCUCCAUCAGAUCAUGGAGCAUUUGACCACACGUCACUUUGAGGUGGUCGAGACCAACUCUUCGCUUCUGUCCCUUGUCCCCCUUUGUUCUCUCUAGUUCUUUGAUUCAGGACCCUUCUGAAGAUCCAUACCGCAAAUCACCGAGCUGUCAAAAUCCGGUUCCGUGCAAAUGCCGUGGACUCACACACACACUUCUAACAUUUGCCCGAACCUGGCACGGACCAUUUGUGAUUGAUCGAAUUGGUAAACGAUGUUAUUCUUAACGGUUAUGGUUAAGCUAAUCAAUGAAUCAGCUGGGCUAGGGUGAUUGCAAAUCAAGCUCAACCUCGAUGAGAAACAAGAACUAUAAAAAAAAGGCCGAAUGCAUGAUACUAAAAAAUUACUCUGUUAUCUAUCUACCUAGACAGUAUGUACGGAGUAGACACUCAGUCUUAUUAGACUGCAGCUAAGCUCUAAAAAAUAGGCCGUCAAUGGCAGAUUCUAACCACACACCUAUAUCCCUCUGCUUAUUUGGUGCUAGC
Fusarium verticillioides 7600 is the source of this 3157-nucleotide messenger RNA. RefSeq lists its product as hypothetical. Gene Ontology annotation, molecular function: DNA-binding transcription factor activity, RNA polymerase II-specific; zinc ion binding. The coding region runs from base 831 to 1928 and encodes 365 amino acids. Lineage: Eukaryota; Fungi; Ascomycota; Sordariomycetes; Hypocreales; Nectriaceae. The record is from RefSeq and is a predicted model, not a curated record. Gene Ontology annotation, biological process: regulation of DNA-templated transcription. The transcript has 3 exons.